AUGACAAUGUUCAGGAACUUAAAACUUCUUCUCUGGAAGAAUUUCAUUUUAAAGAAACGAAAGACUCUGAUAACGGUCCUUGAAAUCUUGAUGCCGUUACUGUUUUGUGCAGUUAUAAUAUAUCUUCGUUUUGGUAGUUUGCCAAGAAAGAGACCUCCUGUAGACUACAAUGUAAUUGACAUCACUUCUCUGCCAGAAUUCUUCAAUCAAUUUCCUCUGAAAAAUAAAUUUCAACUAGUUUAUAUCCCUUCCAAAAGUGAAACUUUGAAGAAUAUCACUGAAAUGGUGAAAGACUUCUUUACUGUUGAGUUUGAAGUUCUAGGCUACUCUUCAGUACCUUUGUUUGAAAAGUACAUAAUUCAAGAUCCCAAAGCUUUUUACGUAUUGGCUGGGAUUGUUUUUGAUCAUAACUUCAAUGACAGCACGGAACCCUUGCCACUUGAGGUUAAGUACUACUUGCGCUUCAGUUUCUUUCAGAGGAAUUAUUUAUCCUUGAGGUUAAUCCUCCAACAAGAUGACAUGCAGGGCUGGCUCACAUCCUUUCUUUAUCCUCCGAACCUAAGCCAAGAGCCCCGAGACUAUGGAGUUCCUGAAGGGGGAGCUCCAGGAUACUACCAAGAAGGCUUCCUGGCCAUACAGCACGCCACAGAUAGAGCCAUCAUGUGGCACCACGCUCCCGCUGAGACGACCGGGCUGUUUCAGAGCCUCAGUGUGCUUCUGAAGAGAUUCCCACAUGGUGCAUAUGUCCGGGACCUCUUCUUCCUCGUCCUUCAGAAUGAGUUCCCUCUUUUCCUUAUGCUCAGCUUCAUCUGCAUUGAGCUCAUCACCAUCAAUUCCAUCGUACUGGAGAAGGAGAGAAAGCUGAAGGAGUAUAUGUGCAUGAUGGGGCUGCACAGCUGGCAACACUGGGUGGCUUGGUUCAUCGUGUUCUUCAUUUCUGCCUCCAUUGUGGUUUCUUUCAUGACCUUUCUGUUCUGCAUAGAGUUUGACGAGUCAGCAGUAUUUGGAAACAGUGACCCUAGUUUGAUAUUUGUGUUUCUAAUGUGUUUUGCAAUUGCCACAAUUUUCUUUGCAUUCAUGAUCAGCACUUUCUUCCAAAAAGCUCAUGUUGCCACUGCCUCAGGAGGCAUCAUCUUCUUCUUCACCUACCUCCCUUAUCUCUACCUUACGUUCACAUACACCCAAAGGAGCUUCUUCCAAAAGAUUACCUUUUGCCUCCUCUCCAAUGUUGCCAUGGCACUGGGAGUCCGAUUAAUCUCCACAUAUGAAGCAAGAGGCACAGGCGUCCAGUGGAGGAACAUGGGCCAUAUAGGAGGAGAGUUUAACUUCACUCAGGUGCUGCUGAUGCUGCUGCUGGACUCUGUCAUAUAUGGCUUGGUGGCCUGGUAUGUGGAGGCCAUCUUCCCAGGAGAGUAUGGUACACCCAAGCCCUGGUACUUCUUUCUCAUGCCCUCCUACUGGUCGGGAGAACCUAUAUCCCUUAGGAAUCCUGUGCUAGACUUAGAGGAUCCUCAGCAAGCUCUGGGAAACAAGUUCAUUCAGGAUGAGCCUACCAAUUUGAUAAAAGGCAUUGAAAUCCAGCAUCUAUACAAGGUGUUCUACAAGGGAAGGGAUGAACACGUGGCAGUUAAAGACCUGACCGUGAAUCUAUACCAGGGCCAGAUCACGGUUCUGCUGGGCCACAACGGAGCAGGCAAGACCACCACCUGCAGCAUUCUCACAGGACUUAUUACUCCCUCAAGUGGACAGGCAUUUAUCAAUGGAUAUGAAAUUUCUCAAGACAUGCUUCAAAUCCGGAAGACCAUGGGCUGGUGCCCCCAGUAUGAUAUCUUGUAUGAUAACUUGACUGUAGCGGAACAUCUUUAUUUCUAUGCUCAGCUGAAAGGCUUGCCGCGUCAGAAGUGCCCUGAGGAGGUCAAACGCAUGCUGCACGUGCUCGGGCUGGAGGAGAAGCGGGACUCCCGGAGCAGGUUUCUGAGCGGCGGGAUGCGGCGCAAGCUCUCCAUCGGCAUCGCCCUCAUCGCGGGCUCCAAGGUGCUGAUGCUGGACGAGCCCACCUCAGGCGUGGACGCCGUCUCCAGGAGGGCCAUCUGGGACCUUCUGCAGCAGCACAAAAGCGACCGCACCGUCCUGCUGACCACGCACGUCAUGGACGAGGCCGACCUGCUGGGGGACCGCAUCGCCAUCAUGGCCAAGGGGGAGCUGCAGUGCUGCGGGUCGCCGCUGUUCCUCAAGGAGAAAUACGGUGCAGGAUAUUAUAUAACUCUGGUAAGAAAACCACAUUGUGACACAGAGAAGAUUUCCCUUCUGGUUUACCAGCACAUACCAAAUGCAGUUUUCCAGUCUAGCAUUGGAGAAGAACUGACAUUUAUACUUCCUAAAGAGAGCACGCACAGGUUUGAAGCUCUGUUUACUGACUUGGAACUGAGGCAGGAAGAGCUGGGCAUUGCCAGCUUUGGGGUCUCUGUCACCACUAUGGAAGAAAUCUUCAUUCGGGUUAAUAAGCUGAUGGAUUCCGACAUAGACUUGCAGAUCAUCAAGCUUCCCUCCUUCCAUUCUCAUCCACUGGUGAGCAGAGUUCCUGUCAACAGGAUUAAACGUCUUCAUUCAAGGAUUUUCUCAAUACCAUCCGGCCUACCCAUCCAUCCUAACACUGGGUUCAGCCUUCUCUGCCAACAGUUCUAUGCCAUGUUCUUGAAAAGGGCUACCUAUUCUUGGCGCAACUGGAUCAUGAUGCUGUCAAUACAGAUCCUGGUGCCUCUGGUUAUUCUUAGCAUCAGCCUCUCAUUCCUCAACUUCGAUAUAAGCAUGGACAAUAGCCCAUUGGAGCUGACCCUAAAAUCAUAUGGUCAAACUAUUGUUCCAUUCUACAUUUCUCCGAACUCCAGGCUGGGUCCACAGCUUCUAGACCAUCUGACAGAUGUGCUUAUGGCUGAGGACCAGAAUCCUCUGGAGCUGCAAAGCCCAGUGGAACCAUUCCUCCUGAAAAAGUUGGAGGAGGAGCCCGAGGCCUUUGACCAGAACUACCUGGUAGCCAUUUCUUUUGACGACGUGGGGAACCACACCAUCGUGACAGCACUGUUCAAUAACCAGGCGUACCAUUCCACGGCCCAGGUGCUGGCGCUGGUGGAUAACAUCCUGUUCAAGUUGCUGUCUGGGCCCAGGGCAUCCAUAACGGUACUGAACCACCCUCAGCCUCAGUCGAGCGUGGAGACCGCGGAGGACAUCUUGUAUGAGGGCCCUAAAGGACAUUAUCUUGUCAUCAACUUGCUUUUUGGAAUGGCUUUCCUUUCGAGUUCCUUUUCCAUCUUGACAGUCAAAGAGAGAGGCCUCAAGGCCAAGCAGGUCCAGUUCAUCAGCGGCGUCCACGUGGCUACGUUCUGGCUCUCGUCUCUGCUAUGGGACCUCCUGUCCUUCCUUGUCCCCAGCCUGCUGCUGCUGGUGGUGUUUCUAUACUAUGAUGAGGAGGCUUUUACACACGAGGAGAAUGUCCCAGCUGUCUUCUUGAUGCUGAUGCUCUAUGCCUGGGCCAUCAUCCCCUUCAUCUACCUGACCAGCUUCUGCUUUGACAAUGCGGGGAAUGCCUGUGUCAAACUCAUCAUCAUGCUGACCUUUCUGAGCAUUGGCCCCUUUGUUCUUGUCUCGGUCACAAGUGAAAAAGAACUUGGCUACACAGCGAUCUCAGAGUCCCUGGAUAACAUGUUCCUACCGCUUCCAGGCCAUUGCCUAGGGAUGGCUUUAUCCAACCUGUACUACAACUUUGAACUGCAGAAGUUUUGCAAGGUCAAGAGCUUGGACCAGAUUGAGUGCAGUAAAGUUUCGGAGGGCUAUGUGGUCCAGGAGGACAUCUAUGCCUGGGAGUCUCUUGGGACAGGGAAGUACCUGACAGUCCUCGCCAUCUUGGGGCUCGUGUACCUCAUCCUGCUUUUCCUCACUGAAACCAAUGUCUUAUGGGAACUGAAAUCCAGGUUUUCUGGCCUCUCCUGGAAGCAAAAAAUGGUUGUUUUGCAGAAUGCAGAGUCUGUGCCUGGAGACCAAGAUGUGGAAGAGGAAGCAAAAAUAAUCAAGAACUCUUGGGAAGAUCUGUGUAAGAAAAACCCACUGGUCCUUAAAGAACUAUCUAAGGUCUAUUCCAGGAAGGUGCCUCCAUUGGCUGUGAACAAGGUUUCCUUCGCUGUUCGAGCAGAGGAGUGCUUUGGUCUUCUUGGCUUCAAUGGAGCUGGGAAAACUACCAUUUUCAAGAUAUUGACUGGGGAAGAGUCUAUCACCUCAGGGGACGCCUUUGUCAACAGCAUCAGCGUCAGCUUUGACUUGAGGAAGGUGCGACAGUGGAUUGGCUACUGUCCCCAGGUCGAUGCCCUGCUGGACCACAUGACGGGCAGGGAGACGCUGGUCAUGUUCUCCCGGCUCCGGGGCAUCCCUGAGCGUCACAUCAGCUCCUGUGUGGACCAAAUUCUUGAUGACUUGCUCAUGUACACGUAUGCCGACAAAUUGGUGAAGACCUACAGUGGCGGCAACAGGCGGAAGCUGAGUGCCGGCAUUGCCCUGCUGGGAGAGCCUGUGGUCAUUUUCCUGGAUGAGCCAUCCACUGGCAUGGACCCUGUGGCCCGGCGUCUGCUCUGGGGCACUGUGGCACGGGCCCGAAAGUCCGGCAAGGCCAUCGUCAUCACCUCCCACAGCAUGGAGGAGUGUGAAGCCCUGUGCACCCGGCUGGCCAUCAUGGUGCAGGGUCAGUUCAAGUGCCUGGGCAGCCCACAGCACCUCAAGAGCAAGUUUGGCAGUGGCUACUCCCUGCGGGCCAAGAUCCAGAGUGACGGGCAGCAGGAGGCCCUGGAGGAGUUCAAGGCGUUCGUGGGCCUGACCUUCCCAGGCAGCGUCCUGAAGGAUGAGCACCAAGGGAUGGUCCAUUACCACCUGCCCGGCGAUGACCUCAGCUGGGCGAAGGUGUUUGGCAUUAUGGAGCAAGCCAAGGCGACGUACAUGUUGGAGGACUACUCAGUCAACCAGGUCUCCCUGGAGGACAUCUUCCUGAGCUUCAGCUGCCCUGUGCCCCCUGCCCGAGGGAGUAACAGACAAGAGAGGGCCAAGCCCGCAGACCCCACGUUUCCGUGUCCACCUCUCUCUCCCUCUUCCUCCCAGCGACCCUCUCCACCUCCCACUCCACCCCCCACUCCAUCUUCCUCCCAGCCUUUCUCCUGGUCUCCCACUCCAAUUCCCUUCAGGCCUUCCUCCUGGUCUUCAUCUCAGCCACCCUCUCUGCCUCGCUCUCCACCUGCCUCCCAGCCUCCCUCACCACAUCCCUCAAAAACUGCCUUGCUGGAAUAA
This is a messenger RNA of Budorcas taxicolor (takin), 5325 nucleotides long. RefSeq names its product ATP-binding cassette sub-family A member 17-like. Gene Ontology annotation, cellular component: intracellular membrane-bounded organelle; membrane. The record is from RefSeq and is a predicted model, not a curated record. Gene Ontology annotation, biological process: lipid transport; transmembrane transport. Gene Ontology annotation, molecular function: ABC-type transporter activity; ATP hydrolysis activity; lipid carrier activity. The transcript has 30 exons. Bases 1 to 5325 code for a protein of 1774 amino acids. NCBI's taxonomy places the organism in Eukaryota, Metazoa, Chordata, Mammalia, Artiodactyla, Bovidae.